Messenger RNA from Colletotrichum godetiae, 660 nucleotides. RefSeq lists its product as uncharacterized. The transcript is spliced from 2 exons. The record is from RefSeq and is a predicted model, not a curated record. Bases 1 to 660 code for a protein of 219 amino acids. NCBI's taxonomy places the organism in Eukaryota, Fungi, Ascomycota, Sordariomycetes, Glomerellales, Glomerellaceae.
AUGACCUUCCGUGGCUUUCUCGGCGAAGUAGCAUCCCACGGCGCACUCGCCAUCGCGACCGGGCCUGCUUACGUUGACCCCGAAACCUACGUGGCACCUCCAAGUGACCCAUCAGUCGGUGCAUCCGGUCAGAACCCUGCGGCUCUUACCGCAGCCAUCGACUGGGUUCACGCCAACGCUGGAAAAGACGGCUGGAAACACAUCGAUGCGUCCCGCAUUGGUGUCUGGGGCCAGAGUUGCGGAGGCCUCGAGUCUUACACCGCCGGCUUCAACGAUACUCGCGUGAGCCACAUUGGCAUUUUCAACAGCGGUCAGCUGACCGAGACGGCGAGUAAGGAAGUUGCGGGCAAUCUCACGAAGCCCGUGUUUUACACCUUAGGAGGACCUACUGAUGUUGCUUACCCAAACGGCGAGCGGGACUACUCAGUCCUUCCCAACGCCACUUCAGCCUGGAAGGGCAACCAUGAGCUAGGCCACAGCGCCGCUUUUGAUGCUCUGAAUGGCGGGAUUCCAGCGAUCGUGGGAAGUAAGAUUCUCCAGUGGGUUCUCCGUGGAGACGAGUCUGCCAAGGCGUGGUUUACUGGUGACGGGCCUAGCUCUAUUGGCAUCGAAGAUGUUGUGUACAAGAACUUGGAUUCGAUUAAGGUUACCCCUAUCUAA